Octodon degus (degu) is the source of this 945-nucleotide messenger RNA. RefSeq names its product olfactory receptor 7G3-like. The record is from RefSeq and is a predicted model, not a curated record. Bases 1 to 945 code for a protein of 314 amino acids. Gene Ontology annotation, cellular component: membrane. Gene Ontology annotation, biological process: G protein-coupled receptor signaling pathway. Gene Ontology annotation, molecular function: olfactory receptor activity; G protein-coupled receptor activity. Lineage: Eukaryota; Metazoa; Chordata; Mammalia; Rodentia; Octodontidae. The transcript has a single exon.
AUGAGCAAAGUGAAACCAGGAAACUUCUCAGAAACUGAAUUCUUUCUUCUGGGACUCUCGGAAGACCCAGACCUGCAGCCUGUGCUCUUUGGACUCUUCUUGUCCACAUACAUGGUCACAGUUAUUGGGAACCUCGCCAUCAUUCUCGCCAUCAUCCAUGACUCCCACCUGCACACCCCCAUGUACUUCUUCCUCUCCAACCUGUCCCUUGUGGACAUCUGCUUCACCACAACCACCAUGCCGAAAAUGCUGGUGAACAUCCAGGUGAAGAGUAAAUCCAUAAGUUACGCAGGGUGCCUCACCCAAAUCUGGUUUGUCUUGGUUUUUGUUGGAUUAGAAAAUGGCAUUCUUGUGACCAUGGCCUAUGACCGCUUUGUAGCCAUCUUUCAUCCCCUACGGUACAAUGUCAUCAUGACCUCUGAGCUCUGCUGGUUGCUGGUUCUGCUAUCCCUUGUCAUCAGUGUUCUCGAUGCCACCUUGCACACUUUGAUGGCACUGCAGCUGUCCUUCUGCACCAACCUGGAGAUUCCCCACUUUUUCUGUGAACUGGCUCAUGUUAUCAAGCUUGCCUGCUCUGAUAUCUUCAUCAACAACAUCCUGGUGUAUUUGGUGACAGGGAUAUUGGGUGUUGUUCCUCUCUCUGGUAUAAUUUUCUCUUAUACUCAAAUCAUGUUUUCUGCCCUGAAAAUUCCAUCAGCCAGUGGAAAGCACAAAGCCUUUUCUAUCUGUGGGUCACACUUAAUUGUAGUUUCCUUGUUCUAUGGGACAGGUUUCGGGGUGUACCUCAGUUCUACAGGUACCCAUUCCUCCCAGAAGAGUGCAAUAGUUUCAGUGAUGUACACUGUUGUCACCCCAAUGUUGAACCCCUUUAUUUACAGCCUCAGAAACAAGGACAUGAUAGGGGCUCUGAGAAGUCUGAUCUCUACAAAAACAUCUUUUUCUUAA